AUGGAUGUUCAAGCAAAGUUUGAACAACUUGCACAAGCUUUGAGUGAGCUCGUAAACCCCCUCACCGAUCGCCGUGCGACUGCUCCGUUGCAAGUGUGCUCCGCCCCUGCUUCAUUUUCGCUUUUACCGUUAUCGCUUGCCCCGGUGCCUAUUUGGUGCUCUCUGCUGUGGGCGUCGUCUCCUCGUGUGACGACACAGGUGUUGAACAGUUGGAUGCAUGGUCAGCCCACAGGACUGAAACAACCAACUCCAAUUUCAUGGGAGAAGUGUGCUGGCACUGAUUGGUCAAUGGUUACCACAAAUGAUGGCAAAAGAUACUUGGUCGUUCCAUAUAUUCGCAAGGUAUGCAUGGAUCAUUAUGUGGCCUUUCUAAGAUCAUCUUGUAAGUCUUUUAUGAAGGUGGAAACAAUGAUGGGAACUCACACAGUGGGGAGACUGAAGGAACGAGUGAAGGAAUUGAUGGGAAUACGACUGAGGUAA
Lactuca virosa is the source of this 480-nucleotide messenger RNA. NCBI's taxonomy places the organism in Eukaryota, Viridiplantae, Streptophyta, Magnoliopsida, Asterales, Asteraceae. The record is from the annotation of a GenBank genome assembly.